Molecule: messenger RNA, 367 nt
Organism: Humulus lupulus (European hop)
Lineage: Eukaryota; Viridiplantae; Streptophyta; Magnoliopsida; Rosales; Cannabaceae
Product: transcription initiation factor TFIID subunit 1-like
Exons: 2
Coding region: 25-249 (74 amino acids)
Source: RefSeq, a predicted model, not a curated record
UCACAGAAAGCGAGUCUUCACAACAUGGGUUAUGGUUCUGAUAGUGGUUCUCAAGAUGGAAGAGAUGAAGAUGAUGAGGAUGAUUACGAAGAGGCUGGUGGUAGUAAUCGGCUUUUGGGAUUUAUGUUUGGCAAUGUUGAUAACUCUGGCGACCUCGAUGUUGAUUACCUUGAUGAGGUGAUUUCUAUUUUCACCUCACCGUUGGUGUUGCCUGUAUCUUUUUUCUUGAUACUGGUUCCUCCUGUUUAACUAUUUUUUUUUUCUUGUCGUAACAAAUGUCAAUGAGCAUGACAAUGGAUUUAAGCUUAUGAUGUGAUCUCUUGUGCAUAUUUUCUUAUUUAUGUGCAUGUGCUAGUAUUUGGCCCCA